GAUAUUAUAUAUAUCUAAAUAUGUCAUUUAAAAAAAUGCGAUAUAAACAAUUAUUGCAAAAGAUUCACAGUAUGAGCGAAGACAGAGACGACGAGUUCUUCAAUAAGUUUAUCGGCGGACGUAAGGGUGCACUGAAAAAGAAGAAUGUCUUCGAGGUUCAGGAACACAAAUUCAUUGCCCGAUUCCUACGACAGCCGACCUUUUGUAGCCACUGUCGGGAAUUUAUAUGGGGAUUGGUUGGCAAACAGGGCUACCAGUGCCAGAUCUGUGCGCUGGUUGUUCACAAACGAUGUCACGAAUUUGUCGCUUUCCGUUGUCCCGGUGUUGCCGACAAAGUACACGAUCCCGAAACCGAUCCGCGAACCGUUCAUCAGUUUCAAGUUCAUACCUACUCGAGUCCGACAUUUUGCGACCACUGCGGCUCAAUGCUCUACGGUCUCAUCCAUCAGGGACUCCAGUGUCGGGCCUGCGAUAUGAAUAUACACAAGAAGUGCAAAGAAAAUGUUCCCAAUCUUUGCGGUUGCGAUGCCGUCGAACGGCGCGGAAGAAUUGAACUGAAGAUACACACCGAGCCUAACAACGAUCAAAACCAACUCAAACUGAUUUGCGAAGUCAGAAGAGCUAGAAAUCUGUGUAAAAUGGAUCCGAACGGCCUGAGCGACCCGUACUGUAAGGUUAAACUGUUUUCCGCCAAUUCCCGAAACUCGUCGUCAAACAAACGCAAGACACGGACAAUCAAGUCGUGUCUGAAUCCCGAAUGGAAUGAAGUCCUGACAUUCGACUUGAAGAAUGACGACAAAGACCGGCGAUUGUUGAUCGAAGUAUGGGAUUGGGAUCUGACCUCACGGAACGAUUUUAUGGGCUCACUAUCGUUCGGUGUUUCUGAACUAAUGAAGACACCAGUAGAUGGUUGGUUCAAAUUGUUGGGCGCCGAAGAGGGCGAGUUCUACAAUGUUCCGUUACCGCCGGCCGGUCAGGAUAUCAUACAGCACUUGAAGAAAUUGCAAAUCGGAUUCAAAUCCAAGUCUACGUCGGAUACGAUGGGCAUCGCCGCCACCGACGGCAAUGCUAUGGCCAAAUCAAUACAAUACACAUCGUUAAGAGUCAAAUCGGAAAAUAUAGUCCGUUUCGAAGAUUUUACAAUACUUAAGGUCUUAGGAAAGGGUAGUUUCGGUAAAGUAUUAUUGGCAGAGAACAAGAAGAAACCGAACGAAUUGUUUGCCAUUAAGGUUCUCAAGAAGGAAGUGCUCAUUCAAGACGACGACAUCGAGUGUGCAAUGAUUGAGAAGCGAGUGCUCGGACUCUACAAUAAGCCGCCGUUUCUCGUAGAACUUCAUUCCUGUUUUCAGACCAAAGAUAGACUAUACUUUGUCAUGGAGUACGUAAACGGCGGUGAUCUCAUGUAUCAGAUCCAGAAGUGCGACAAAUUCAAAGAACCUGUUGCCUGUUUUUACGCGGCCGAAGUCGCUAUCGGACUCUUUUAUUUGCACCAAAAAGGCGUUCUCUACAGAGAUCUCAAACUAGACAAUGUUAUGCUGGACAGCGACGGUCACAUCAAGAUUGCCGACUUCGGAAUGUGUAAAGAAGGUAUUGUCGGCAACGCCAAGACGCGCACAUUUUGCGGUACACCAGACUAUAUCGCACCGGAAAUUAUCAAAUACGAACCGUACAACAAAUCGGUUGAUUGGUGGGCUUACGGUGUACUCGUCUACGAGAUGCUUGUGGGUCAGCCGCCAUUCGAUGGCGAAGACGAAGAAGAAUUGUUUGCAUCGAUUACCGAUAACAAUGUUUCGUAUCCGAAAUCCAUGUCGAAAGAGGCCAAAGACCUUUGCAAAGGAUUGCUGGCAAAGGAUCCAAAACGACGGCUCGGUUCGGGCACUAAUGAAGAAGAGGACAUAAAAAGUCACCCGUUUUUCCGGCGACUCGAUUGGCUGAAGAUAUAUAAUCGAGAAAUUCAGCCGCCAUUCAAACCCAUUGUUAAGGAUCCGAGAAAUGGCGAAAAUUUUGACUCUGUCUUUACCACAGCCCAGACCACACUCACGCCCUGCGACCACACGAUUAUCAACAAUCUAACCGGCAAUGAGUUCCAAGGCUUCUCUUAUGUCAAUCCAUUUUUUGACAAAACACUUGCGUAAUAUCAUAUGAUAUCUUAAUAAUAAUUGUUAUUAUUAUUAAUAUAAUUAUCAAAAAAAAU
Molecule: messenger RNA, 2194 nt
Organism: Oppia nitens
Lineage: Eukaryota; Metazoa; Arthropoda; Arachnida; Sarcoptiformes; Oppiidae
Product: calcium-dependent protein kinase C-like
Exons: 3
Coding region: 21-2135 (704 amino acids)
Biological process (GO): protein phosphorylation
Molecular function (GO): zinc ion binding; ATP binding; diacylglycerol-dependent serine/threonine kinase activity
Source: RefSeq, a predicted model, not a curated record